Molecule: messenger RNA, 1065 nt
Organism: Colletotrichum fioriniae
Lineage: Eukaryota; Fungi; Ascomycota; Sordariomycetes; Glomerellales; Glomerellaceae
Product: mitochondrial 37S ribosomal protein mS38
Source: RefSeq, a predicted model, not a curated record
AUGUUGCCCUCAUCGGUGCGGCGCGUGGUCGCUUCGGCGCCGCAGUCCCCCCUCGUCGCCUCCCUCACCUCCGCUCCGAGAGCGGCUACGGCCACCAUCACCCUUCAGCAGAGACCCGUCGGCGGCCACCAGAGACGAUGGUCCUCUUCGAGCCCCUCGAACCCGAAUAACAACGGAUCCAAGGACAUUCCUGCCCAGGGCCAGUCCGUCCAUGCCUCGACAUCAUCGAGCUCCAGCAGCAGCAGCAAGGCCAACGGCGAGAAGCGGAAACGAAAGAGCAAGGACAGCGCCGAUAGGGAGGCUGCGCAGAAGCUGCCCAGCGUGCCCAGCACACAACAUCUUUCCCAAGAAGCUCUCGGCUUGUCAACCUUUUUCUCUCUGCACCGGCCGAUAUCUGUGACCCACAGCAUGCCCAAGUCAGUGACGGAAGAAGCCUUCGCCGCCAUCUUCAAGCCCCGGAGCAGGGCAAACAAGGUCACCGACGUCAUCUCAACACUAUCGCGGACGACCGACGACCUCGAGGGCGCCAUGGCCAAGAUGACCAUCGGCCACCAGGAGACGGAUGCGUCAGGCGAGCCCGUCCAAAAGAUCGACUUCAAGAACCCCGACGGCACCGAGUCGAGCGUCUACGUCCAGCUCAACAGCAUGGCCGGCCAGUUCGUCCCCUUCCGUCCUCCUCCGGCCCCCGAGGCCAUGGGCGAGACCGCCGACGCCGCAACCUCCCACGCCGCCGCCGCCGAGUCCGCCGUCGAGGACCUCCUCGACGAGACCCCCCACCACCGCGUCUACAAGGCCAUGUUCACCAUCGAGGAGACGACCGACGCCGACGGCCAGGUCCAGGUCCUCGCCCACAGCCCCAAGAUCAUGCAGGACGGCGGCGACGCGCCCCGCUCGUUCCUCGAGCGCAUGGCCCUGCGCCAGAUGAAGUUUGACGAGGCGCAAGGUCACGAUACCAUGCACGCCCUCAGCGUCAAGCGCCAACGCAAGCUCAAGAUGAAGAAGAAGAAGUACAAGAAGUUGAUGAAGCGCACGCGCAACCUGCGCCGCAAGCUGGACAGAAUCUAA